CCAUAUGGCAGAAGAACAGGGUACUAGAUCAUAAAAUGGCUUUCAUGGAAGUAGUCGGACCUGCUAUUAUGAAGAACAUGGUACCUUUUCAGCAGCACCGUGAAGAUCUGGAGAUAUCUUUCAAUGGCUUUGUUCCAAAGCCUGAUUCAGAUAGAGGUUUGACAGGUCAUUCGAACUCAGAAAGAAGUUACAUUUUUAUAAACAGCCGACCAGUGUAUCAAAAAGAAAUUCUCAAGCUUGUUCAACAGUACUAUAGCAUAUUACACAAGGAUUUUAAUCGUUUGUUCCCGAUAUUCUUUCUCAACAUUACUAUUCCUCCAUCUGCUGUGGAUGUCAAUUUACUACCAGAUAAAUCUCAAGUAUUAGUACAUAAUAAGGAAUCUAUCUGUCUUGCUAUUGAAGAGAGUUUGAUAUCAUUAUAUGGACCAUUAAAUAGCUCUGUGUCUAAUGAAAUGAAUACGACCAACAAUACCUCAAAAGAUAUUAAUGAAACCGAACAAGAAGUUAUAAGCAAAUCUUGUACAAGACUAAAUCCACUUGCUAGUACUUCACAAUAUUCACUUAGUAAUGACAUACAAAAUGCAAAUAUACAGGAAAACAGAUUAGUUGGAAAUCAAAGAAUGUAUAAUCAUUAUUCUCAUGAUAUGUCUACUGAAAUUGAAAUACCUGAUAAUGAAAUAGUUGAACACGAUCAAUUUCAGAAUGGCCAACCAAAUAAUGUACUUUGUCAAGAUGGACAGAAUAAGAAAAUAGUUAAUCUAGAUAUUCAGUGUGAAAAUAGCAUGGAGAGUGAUUCAAGAAAUUACACUUUUCAAGAAGAAAAAGAAGGAGCCAAAAAAACUGCAGAUUCAUCUGAAAUCACUGCUGAUAAAUGGAGUCUGGGGAAUGCAUUUAAAAAUUCCAGGGCAGAAAAUCUGGAACCUGUUCAGAUUUUAAUUCCAAACAUGGAUGAAGUAAGAACUCAAAAGAAAAAGAGUGGCUUAGCAAAACUCCAAGAAGAAAGUAACAAUCAAGUUGUUAAAAAAACAAAUGUGAUAAAGGCUAAAAUGGGUCAGAUUACCGCCUAUGACUUAAUUAGCAAUAAGGUUAUCAGGAAAUCCAUGUCAGCAUUCGAACUUUUUGUUCAAGACUAUUCUUCUGAGUCGCUGAGUGAAAUUACCAAAUUAAACUCAGAAAAACUACUGCUGAAAAUGGAAGCAGUGUGGAACUCAUUGAAUGAGGAAGAAAAAAAGAAAUAUGAGGAAAAAGCUGAAAAAGAUCUGGAACGAUACAACAGGCAAAGCAGAAAAGCUACGUGUCAGAAUGUACAAACAUCAGUGAAGGAGAGAGAAAAAAGACACAAGAUCAAACUAAAAGACUGUUUAAAUAAUCAGCAAAAAUUGGACACACUUUUUAACUCGCAAGUAAGAAAGAAGCAUGAUGAUUACCGAGCAAUAAAAACUGUACAACUGCCUUUCUCCAUGGAUGCAUUCAAACAAAAGCUUCAAAGGCUUGAACAUAAAAAGGCAGAUCAAGAGGAAUCUUGCUUAAUUCGCCUUCCGAAUUUUCCUGAUGCAUGGAUACUUGCCUCUGAGGAAAAAAUAGAGAUGCUAAAUCCUUACAGAAUAGAAGAAGCUCUUCUCUUCAAAAAGCUAAUUGAAAAUCAUAAGCUUCCUAUAGAGAAAUUGGACACUCCUAUUACAUUAACUGAGAGCCUUUUUAGUGACACUCAUUAUAUGGAAGUGCUUUGCAGUAUGUCUAGAGAAAGUGCAAGAUUUGAUGGAUCAUCUUAUUUGUUGGAUCCCAGGCUUGUAGCAAAUGGAUUUAAGAUAAGGAUAAUACCAGCUGUGGAAAGUGAGCUGGAAAUAGAAGGAAUGACCAGCUGUCUGCCAUAUUAUGGUAUAUCAGAUUUGAAGGAAAUUCUAAGUGCUGUGAUAAAUAAUAAUGCACAAGAAGUCUAUGAAUGCAGACCUCUUAAAGUGGUAAACUAUUUGGAGGGAGAAGCAGUCAGAUUAUCUCGAAAACUGCCUUUAUAUUUAUCAGAAGAAGAUGUACAGAAUACCAUAAACAGAAUGAGGAAGCAACUUGGAACCCAACAUAACAGCUGUGUCCAUGGUCGUCCAUUUACUCAUUUCUUAACAAAAAUACCACCGAGUAACUAGAAAGGAAUGUAAAAUACUGUUCAAAACCAUAUUUCACCCUUUUACAUAUAUUAUACUAUGGACAUUUAUAUUUUUAAAAUUAGUAUUUGCCUAUAUUUACUGUAUUAGAAUUUGGUUUGAAUUUCAUGUGAAGAUUAUAUUGAAAAUAACCUGUAUUUCUUUCUGCAUAUGAAUAUUCCAAGUUCAUAUCAGCUGGACGUACAUAUUUAACGCUGCGUACUUUUAUUUAUAGAUAACCUUGUAAAAAAUAACAGGAGAAACUGUUAACUAUAAUAUGCAUUUCUACAUCAUAAGCAUUGUUCACAAAAUGGAUAAAGAUAUAAUUUUAUAUUUUUCUUGUUUGCCAUACUUUUUGAUAUAAAAUGCAAUCAAUGUAUUUUUUUAUCUUUUUGUAAGAUACUCCUGAAUAAAAUAUGUGUAAAAACAGA
Messenger RNA from Thamnophis sirtalis, 2569 nucleotides. The record is from RefSeq and is a predicted model, not a curated record. Lineage: Eukaryota; Metazoa; Chordata; Lepidosauria; Squamata; Natricidae.